AUGCUAAAGCAGGACAGACCAGGGAUAAGGGCAAGGCAUCAGCAGCAAGGACAGUUCAAGAGAAGACCACCGCAGGAUCAGAGGAGGCAGCAGCAACACAAAUUUCAGGGGACAUGCCACAACUGUCAGAAAUUUGGACACAGAGCAGCAGAGUGCCGUAGCGCACCAAGAGGAGGCCAGCAGCAAGGUCGAGGACACGGUCAGCAGCAGAAUCAUGGUCAGGGCCAGCAGCAGCAGCAGGGCCGCGCCUACGGUCAGCAGCAGCGGAGGAUCGAGGCACCACCUGUCAUUCCGAGGAUUGAGGGGCCAACAGGCCAAAUACGUGCUAUCCAGGAGAUUCCUGAGGCACAGAUGGCCCCGUAUGCUCCACCACCACCAGUUCAACAGUUACCAGCCACCGGCAGGGUUUAUGCGGUCAUACCACAUGAUCAGGGUGCGAGCGGAGCCAUAGUGGAAGGCGGCUCAGAGCAUCGGAGAGUCGCAGGGUGACGGAGUUC
Asparagus officinalis (garden asparagus) is the source of this 497-nucleotide messenger RNA. RefSeq lists its product as uncharacterized. NCBI's taxonomy places the organism in Eukaryota, Viridiplantae, Streptophyta, Magnoliopsida, Asparagales, Asparagaceae. The coding region runs from base 1 to 489 and encodes 162 amino acids. The transcript is spliced from 3 exons. Gene Ontology annotation, molecular function: nucleic acid binding; zinc ion binding. The record is from RefSeq and is a predicted model, not a curated record.